This is a messenger RNA of Fragaria vesca subsp. vesca, 1541 nucleotides long. RefSeq names its product fasciclin-like arabinogalactan protein 1-like. Lineage: Eukaryota; Viridiplantae; Streptophyta; Magnoliopsida; Rosales; Rosaceae. Gene Ontology annotation, cellular component: plasma membrane. The coding region runs from base 36 to 1259 and encodes 407 amino acids. The record is from RefSeq and is a predicted model, not a curated record. Gene Ontology annotation, biological process: root development; shoot system development. The transcript has a single exon.
CUCACUUUCCUUUCAAAUCCAGAUCUGCUCCAACAAUGCAGCUCCGUCCGGCAACCUCCGCCGGCGCGUUGGUCCUCUCCGUCUUCCUCCUCUUCUCCUUCGCCCACGCGCACAACAUCACGCACCUGCUGGCCAAGCACCCGGAGUUCUCCACCUUCAACCGCUACCUGAGCCUGACCCACCUGGCCGCCGACAUCAACGACCGCACCACCAUCACCGUCUGCGCCGUCGACAACUCCGCCAUGUCGGCCCUCCUCGCCAAGCACCUCUCCAUCUACUCCAUCAAGAACAUCCUCUCCCUCCACGUCCUCCUCGACUACUUUGGCGCCAAGAAGCUCCACCAGAUCACCAACGGCACCGCCCUCGCCGCCACCAUGUUCCAGGCCACCGGCUCCGCCCCCGGCUCCUCCGGCUUCGUCAACAUCACCGACCUCAAGGGCGGAAAGGUCGGUUUUACCCCCGAGGACAACGACGGCUCCUUCGCCGCGCACUUCGUCAAGUCCGUCGAGGAGCUCCCUUACAACAUCUCCGUCAUCCACAUCAGCGCCGUCCUCCCCUCGCCCGCCGCCGAGGCUCCCACUCCCGGCCCCGCCGAGGUCAACCUCACCGGAAUCAUGUCCGCCCACGGCUGCAAGGUCUUCGCCGAGACGCUCCUCGCCAACCCCGACGCGUCCAAGACCUACGACGAUGCCGUCGACGGCGGAAUGACCGUGUUCUGCCCGGGCGACGACGCGUUCAAGGCGUUCCUGCCGAAAUACAAGAACCUCUCGGCUCCCGGAAAAGCUGCAUUGCUCGAGUACCACGCCGUUCCGGUGUACCAGUCCAUGUCGAUGUUGAAGUCCAACAAUGGGCUGAUGAACACUUUGGCCACCAACGGAGCGGAGAAGUACGACUUCACCGUCCAAAACGACGGUCAGGCCGUCACACUUAAGAACAAGCUAGUGACGGCCAAGAUCACCGGCACGCUUAUCGACGAGCAGCCCCUUGCUAUAUACACUAUAAACAAGGUUUUGACGCCCAAGGAGCUCUAUAAGGGGGAAGCUCCAACUCCGGCGCCGGCUCCAGCACCAGAGAAAUCCGCCGCAGACGCGCCUAAGAGUUCUGAUGAAGCUACUUCCCCGGACGCAGAUUCGCCGGCUGACUCGCCGGACGACGACCCGGCUGAUCAGACUGCCGAUGACAAUGGAGCCGUUGCGUUGGGAAGAGUGGGGUUCGGGGGUCUGAUUCUCAGUGUGUGCAUUGGGUUUUCACUAUUGUAAGUUUCUUUUUUACUUACUGGGAAAUUAAUAAGAUCAAUUUUUCAUUUCUUUCAAUUGUUUGGUGUGUGUCGGGGUGUGAUUUUUAGUUUUGUUUGAUCUGGUGGGGGAGUUUGUAAGGUUUUUGAUUUUGGUUUGUCGGUGUAUGUUUGGCUGGAACUUGUUGGUAGAUUUUCUUUUUUCUUUUAAAUUAUACUUGGAGAUUUUCACUCUAUCAUCAUAUAAAUUGCUGCAUCGAGUCAUUUUUGUUCAUAUCAUAUCCAUGAAAUAGACUGAUUUUCCUUU